This is a messenger RNA of Leptosia nina, 930 nucleotides long. Lineage: Eukaryota; Metazoa; Arthropoda; Insecta; Lepidoptera; Pieridae. The record is from the annotation of a GenBank genome assembly.
AUGGCGCUACUACCAGAUCUCGAUGUGAGGACUGUACUUAAUGUUGUUGAGGAAAAUUAUGAAAAGGAAAAAUUGAAAACCUUUGCUAUCCGCAUGGUUUAUACAGGCGAACACUGCUUGACGAAGGAUGGAAUUAUAAAACAAUUUCAACAAUGUAUACAUGAUGUUAACUCUGGUUACUGUGAAAUAAAUGUUCAUGGACUGCUACUGGUCUACGAUAGUUAUUUUGUUCAUAUUGUUGAGGGAUCUGAAGAUACAGUACACAGACAUUUACGGUUUCUAUUCAACCGUGAAGUACAGUGGAUAGACUGGAUGAAGAAACUUGACGAGGAAGCUACUGAAGACGACGAAAUGGAAGGAACUAAACUAUUAGAAGAACCAACUGAAGUUGUCGAAAGAAAAAUGUUUAAACGCCUCAAACUGUUGAUAGUGUAUCAUUCAAUUACAAUUCGUCUCUUCGACGGUUGGCGAGCUGUGACCGCGCGGCCGCCAUCUUUGGUUGGAAAGUUAGACGUUUAUGGCCCUCUAGCGGAGCACAUAGAACAAUUGCGGAUUUGCCUCGAUAAGAUCAACAAGUUCUGCACACUUGCUCAUGAUGAUGAAGAGCUAUCAUUUAUGGGUUUAAGCGCUAAUGACCCAAAAAUGGAAACGCUCCCCGAAGUAGCUCUAUUGGACUUUCUGCUCCAAUCACAACAUAUUCUGGACCUCCGUCAAAUAGUGCAUUUGCAUCGGCGCGUCGAUGAUUAUGCUUUUUAUUUCGAAAAAGUGUGGCCGUUACCAACGCAUUUUACGCCGAGACUCCUCUACAAGUUAAAAGUUGAUGACUCCUUCGUCGAACCGUUACCUGUUAUGCCCUGGGAGCUCGUGAAGAAGGAAGUAGCUGAAGACGAAGAGAGGGAGGAACAAAGCGGCAGUUCUUCUAGUGAUUAA